Messenger RNA from Patiria miniata (bat star), 2348 nucleotides. RefSeq lists its product as uncharacterized. NCBI's taxonomy places the organism in Eukaryota, Metazoa, Echinodermata, Asteroidea, Valvatida, Asterinidae. The record is from RefSeq and is a predicted model, not a curated record. Gene Ontology annotation, molecular function: nucleic acid binding. The transcript is spliced from 8 exons. The coding region runs from base 162 to 1418 and encodes 418 amino acids.
CAUUCUUGUAAUAAUACUAGGCGAUGUAAAUCCUCCAUGGUCCUCUCCUCUUCAAUUCACCUGACAUGCCUGAUGAUGAAGUGACUGAUACUUGACAGGGUUUACCCUUGAUAAAGCAAAUUACCACAGGUACAUCACCUUUGAAUCCAACAAGAAGCCAUAUGAGUAGCAUCAUGUCAACUGAAGAUCUGACCACGGAAGUUAAGAAACACACCAGAGGGGUUUUGCUAUCCAAGAUAGGGGGUGUACCCCUGGUACAAUUUGAGAAAGACUAUCGAGAGUUGCUUGGGAAAAGGUUCCCUUUCCGGGAGCUGGGAUUCAGCGAUGUUCGGUCCUGCCUUGAGAGUUUGGCUGACACUGUCAGAUUUGAGUACUCUGAGGCACUGCAGGAACUGAUGCUGUUUGGAAUCGCCGACGAUCACUCCUUUAUGUCCUCACCAGCUAUCAAAGCACAAUUCACUCCAGACAAACCCAUCACUAAAAGAAAGAGGACGAAUAACAAGAAGUACCCCAAGAAACAUUCAGAUUCUGAUGAUUCAAAAUCUAAGCAUGCAGCUCACAAGUCCAAGGCCUUUCAAAGAAGGGAAAAACAAAGCCAGCCAGUCAACGGUCAAGGCAGCUCAACGAAUACCCAGGCAAGCAGCUUGGUGGAACUGAGGCCUAACCUGAAAGGGCUGUACUCCGUAUGUGUGACAAGACUACCCCAAGAGCUUGAGAGGGAUGUCCAAGAACUCUUCAGUGAAGUGGCAUCACCAGCAGAAUUGAGUCGGGGUGGCAUGCAUUUUUUCUUGCGGUAUAAAAGUCACGAGGAGGCAGAAAACAUAAUAGCCAGAUAUGACGAAUACAAGCUGAAAGGAACAACGCUGAAGGUUCAGCCAGCUAAAGAGAAGAUGGCUCCAAGAGAGGGUGCCCACAAUCAUUCUUCAAAAGUGCGAGAAUCUCGUCCUAAGGAGUCCCAACAAUUGGAGAGCCCACAACUGGACGAAUGCGACAAUAACAAAGUGAACACGAAUGGUAGGGAGGGCAAAAACAGCAGCCGAAAACCACACCGGAAUGCAGAAGCCAGUGGAAAGGCCGAUCGCCCCAGGAGUGCACCUAGGAACAAAAAUUCCAGAAAAUGUACGCGGGCAGGAGGAGAUGUCAAACAGGAAUCACAGAGUGAUGACGUAAGCUCGCAGUCGCCGUGGCAACAGUCUCAGCCAAACGGAGACGCGUUUGGAAUGCACAAGGGCGAGACCGAUGCGUCCCUCGAGAACAUGCUGCAGCAGUUUGAAUCCUUGGCUGCCGGUCAUUCGACAGAGCCCGCCUCGUUGUCGGAGCGUACCGAUCCAGUCAGUGAUCGAAGCAUCCCCAAGCCGAGGCUACGUAGCAUCUUGGAUCUUGCAGACAGGUUUAAAGGGAACAAAGACGUGAAGUAAAGCCAACUCAAUCCUAUGCCAACAGCUUCAGGAAACGAAAUGCCGAGCAGUUAUUGCUGAACCCGAGCAAGCCUGAACAAUAAGGGCAUGACUUAUCGACAAAUUCUGGGCACGUGAUCACCGUACACUGAUUUGUGGAGUGCUGUGGCCCUAUAUGGUUAUGGUGUUCAACUCAUGAUGGGGAACAUGGUGCUGUGUUCUUGGGCAAGACACUUUACUACACUUGCCUCUAUCCUCCCAGGAGUAUAAAUUGGCACCUGUGAAGGUAGAGACCAGAUUGCGCUGAUCUCAAAGUGCUGCAAAAAAAACACUGGUCUGAUGGCCUGAUGAACAGGGGUAAUAAUUGUGAAGCGCUUUGAGACCUCUGGUAUAGAACGCUAUAAUAAGCACCACUUAAAGCCCAGUUCAUACUGCAUGCGAAUGCGAAUUUGACGUCAGGAAACAUUCGCUGCGAAAUUCGACCGAGUUGAAAUAUGUUCAACUUUUACGAAUUCGUAGCCCGAAUACUUGCCAUGACGUCACAAGUUCGCGUUCGCGCCGAGUAUGAACCGGGCUUUACAGUACACUCAUGAGAUGAGGCCCCCUUCAAUGGAGAAACUAUUGUGCAUGCUAUCCUACAAAGUAACAGCCCCCUGAUGGAUUAUCUGAACAAUAGCUGGCACAAUGCUUUCACCAUUGAAGGGGGCCUCCAUCAUAGUAGCCCAGAUCAGUCCAACAUAUAAAAGCGUUUCAGUUUUCUAUCCCAGCAGUAUGCAUGUGGGUGUAUAGCAUCUUGUGAAUAAAAAGCUCUGGCUAGAUCUGUUCUAUUUUAUUGAUCCAUAGCUAGUUUCAAGUUUUUCCAAAUAGACAUUUAUCGGCAAGAUCAUAUUUUUGUGCCAGAAUUUUGAAGAAGAGACUACUGAUCUGCAAUAAAUAAAUUAAAAAAAAAAA